Messenger RNA from Hyla sarda, 3426 nucleotides. It is a transcript of the gene TRAPPC13, whose product is annotated as trafficking protein particle complex subunit 13. Bases 324 to 1817 code for a protein of 497 amino acids. Gene Ontology annotation, cellular component: TRAPPIII protein complex. The transcript has 15 exons. Lineage: Eukaryota; Metazoa; Chordata; Amphibia; Anura; Hylidae. The record is from RefSeq and is a predicted model, not a curated record.
AACUUUAUCGCUACCGAUGCUGCUGUCAAAUGAACACUCCAUGAUAAGGAGGAUCACGUGAGUUGGUGACGUCACGCUGAAGCUUCCAAUCCGCCUUCUUUCGCCGCCUGCAGAAGAGUUUUGUUCCGUGCGGCGACCCGUAGAAUCUGUCCUAGGUGUGGAAGCUGCGGCUGUAGGACUUCCUAGGCACCAUGGACGUCAACCAGCCCAAACAGGAGCAUCUGCUGGCCCUGAAAGGUCCACUUCAUACAUAAGAGGACAUGGGAGACAAUGAGCUUCAGCUACACCAAGGCCACUAAGACGUCCAAUCCACAACUCUACUGAUGCUACGAAGCGUUGCAAGCAUUGUGUGUGCUCCGGCAAUAGACAAGACAUCUGCGCCAAGAACAAAUGUCUCGGCUUGUGCAUUGGCACGAAGAACAUCUGCAGUAAAUGUAGCUGAGCACGUGCAAUGGAAGUCAUUUUGCAUUACCGCCCUGCACCGAAUAGCUCGGAUGAUAUACAGAAGAUGGCAGCCGGCUCGUUGGAAGACUUUCCACUCCGGCCAUUGCCUAGUUAUGCGUCUUACGAAGCCAACAUUAUUUACAAAUAUCCCAGUGACAUGUGAAGAACGGGACCUUCCAGGUGAUCUUUUUAAUAAUCUCAUGAGAGAAGAUCCUUCCACUGUGAAAGGAGCUGAAAUACUAAUGCUGGGGGAAAUGCUGACAUUACCACAAAACUUUGGGUAUACUUUCAGAAUGAAAACUAGUGGGGCCCAGCCUACAGAUGAUUUCAGGAAUAUUUUUCUUGGUGAAACAUUUUCAAGCUACAUAAGUGUACACAAUGACAGCAGUCAAACAGUUAAAGACAUACAAGUCAAGGCAGAUCUCCAGACAAGCUCACAGAGGUUAAACCUGUCCGCAUCCAGUGCAGUAGUUUCAGAGCUCAAACCAGACAGCUGUAUAGAUGACGUCAUUCAUCAUGAAGUUAAAGAAAUUGGCACACAUAUAUUAGUGUGUGCUGUAAGCUAUACCACCCAAACCGGGGAGAAAAUGUACUUCCGGAAAUUCUUUAAGUUCCAGGUUCUUAAACCACUCGAUGUCAAGACUAAAUUUUACAACGCAGAGAGUGACCUCAGUUCUGUGACAGAUGAAGUGUUCCUGGAAGCUCAGAUUCAGAAUAUCACCACAUCACCCAUGUUCAUGGAAAAGGUGUCUCUGGAGCCCUCAAUAAUGUACAAUGUGUCUGAGUUGAACAGCGUGGUCAAGGAUGGUGAGGGGUUGUCCACAUUUGGAUUAAAGACUUAUUUACAGCCGCUGGACACACGACAGUACUUGUAUUGCUUAAAGCCCAAGCCUGAGUUUGCUGAAAAGGCGGGCGUCAUCAAAGGGGUCACAGUGAUCGGCAAGCUGGACAUCGUAUGGAAAACCAACCUAGGGGAAAGAGGAAGACUGCAGACCAGCCAGCUGCAAAGAAUGGCUCCGGGAUAUGGUGAUGUCAGGCUGUCACUGGAGACCAUACCAGAUACUGUCAGUCUGGAGGAACCUUUUGAUAUCACAUGUAAAAUCACUAACUGCAGCAGUGAAAGGACUAUGGACCUGAUUCUUGAAAUGUGCAACACAAACUCUAUUCACUGGUGCGGAGUUUCAGGAAGAGAGCUUGGAAAACUCCACCCCAGCUCGUCUCUUUUUCUAACGCUGACACUUCUCUCAUCGGUGCAGGGACUGCAGAGCGUUUCGGGCCUGCGGCUAACAGACACGUUUCUGAAGAGGACCUAUGAGUAUGAUGAUAUCGCGCAGGUCUGUGUAGUGUCUUCAGCCAUCCAGGUUGAAAGUUGAUUCAUGAAGAGAUUUAUGGAACUUUUUAGACCAUUAUCUCCAGAUUCCCAAAGUGAGUGGACCCACACAUAUAAAGGGUAUCUCCCACUCGAAAAGUUAUCUCCUGUCCACAGGAUAGGGAGAUAAGAAGCUAAGGCUACUUUCACACUGCUGUUGCGCCCUGUCCAGAACAACCGUUAAGCUAUCUGGACAGGGCACAAUGGUGUGCAAUAACGGGUACCCGAUGGAUCCCAUUAUAGUCAAUGGGGUCCGUCGAGUGGCCGUUGUUUAGUAGCGGGAGAAAAAGACGGCACUUGCAGUAUUUUUUCUCCCUGGGUUCCCUGGCGGCCGUCACACUGCCGUGUCAUAACGGCUUUGUGAUAGUAGCCUAACCGGGUCAUAAAAAUGGAGGCCAGUUAUGUUCUGUGGAUUGGGGAUAACUUUUGGAUUUAGCAAUACCCCUUUAAAGCAGAUUGUGUCUUUCCAAAUGACCUGACACGAAGCACAUUGUAUGGUUUUGCAUUUUCCACAGCCAGUGCAAUUGUUAUUUUAUAAAUGGUGUAUUGUGUUUUAACACACACUGUAUUUUUAUCUCAUGUUCUAAAAAAUAAAGUGUAAAUAUGCAAUUAUUUAUUUUAUAGAACUGAUCUACCCAAAAACAAAAAUUAUAAAACUGAAGAGAAACUGUCAGAAGAUUUAUGCUUCCCCAGAGACAGCAUGAAACACUCCCAUAGACUUGCAUUGAGGGGUGUGGUAUGAUGUCACAAGGGGCGUGGUUGACCCACGCAGCGAGCACAUCACGUUUAGAACUAAAUGUUCCAAACACUGGCCAGUGGAGUUCCCCUUUAAUUGACUGAUCUCUUCCUGUUUGCAUAGAGGGGUAGACCUGUCAAUCAAACUGAGCUGUACAGGGAGGAGCCAGAGUAGAAACACCCAGCAGACACUUCUCCCAGUGCAGACACUCUUUUUAAACCAGUUUUUACACAGUGGUGGCGUUCUUUGCAUUGAGAAGCCUAAUGGAAUUUCAUGCUUUCCGUGAUUAAAGGGGUACUCCGGUGGGAAACGAGGAUUAUUAUUAUUAUAAUAUAUAUAUAUAAUAUAUAUAUAUUUUUUUUAUCAACUGGUGCCAGAAAGUUAUUUGUAAAUUACGUCAUUUAAAAAAAUCUUAAUCCUUCAAGUACUUAUUUGCGGAUGUAUACUACAGAGGAAAUUCUUUUCUUUUUGGAUUUCUUUUCUGUCUGUCCACAGUGCUCUCUGCUGACAUCUCUGUCCAUGUCAGGAACUGUCCAGAGCAGGAGAAAAUCCCCAUAGCAAACUUAUGCUUCUCUGGACAGCUCCUAAAAUGGAAGGUGUCAGCAGAGAGCACUGUGGUCAGACAGAAAAGAAAUUAAAAAAAGAAAUGAAUUCAGCAGCUAAUAAGGAUUAAGAUUUUUUUAAUAGAAGUAAUUUACAAAUCUGUUUAACUUUUUGGCACCAGUUGAUUGGGAAAAAAAAAUCCACCUGAGUAUCCCUUUUAAGGCAACACAAAUCUGUUGACAGGUUCCAUUUAUUGGUUGGUAUAAAAUAGUUUAAUUCCAUUUUCCUGUACCAGGUAUUUUAUUUCUGUUUUUUUUUGGGUGGGGGGGGGGGG